Messenger RNA from Plodia interpunctella (Indianmeal moth), 1105 nucleotides. RefSeq lists its product as uncharacterized. The record is from RefSeq and is a predicted model, not a curated record. The transcript is spliced from 3 exons. Bases 497 to 1057 code for a protein of 186 amino acids. NCBI's taxonomy places the organism in Eukaryota, Metazoa, Arthropoda, Insecta, Lepidoptera, Pyralidae.
GGCCCAGUAAUUCCGCACACUUGCUCUUGUUACUACACGCCAAUGAAAUAACCCAACUGCUGUGAUGAAAAAUAUUGCCAAUUGAUAUAAAUGACUAUUGGAACAAAUGUUUCAUUUCGAACAAAUACUGCCAAAAAUUCAGUAGAUUCUGAUCAAGCAACAGAAAAUCUAAUCAAAAUUAUUUUAUCGAAUUGAUAGAAGCAAAGGUAUCAUAUACCUCAUCUAAAUAUCAUGAACGUGAUCAGGAGCCACCUUCGAAAUUAACGCAAGCAAUAAUUCAAUCAAACGCGGCUUAACCCAGCUCUCUGUUUAGUAAACAUACCCUUAUCACAAUCCAAUGAGGACCUUAUCCUUCCUGCGUUGGUACUAACGGUAUAUUAAUUAUGAUGUGCUGCGACAAAUAGAAAAGUGAACCUAAUUACCAAUAAAACAAAGCCGACUUUCCUACACUGAAUAGUCUCAGUGAACUGAUUGUGUAGUUUGGUUGUGUUGAGCCAUGGAGACCGCGUUAAUAACAACUCUCAUUUAUUUUUUCGUUGUGAACUCUUUCCAGCCAGCCACGUGCCGAGAUGACGAAAAGAUAAUGAAAUCUUGCUACUGGCCUAACGAGGUUUUCGAGCCAUGCUUCGGUGGCUGCGCCGAGGUCUCCUGCGACAACCCUCGCAACCACCUGCGGCCGUGCUACCCCUACUGUGAGCCCGGCUGCGUGUGCGAGGAGCCUUAUGUGAGAGACGAGCGCACGCACCAGUGUGUCCUGCCGCAAGACUGCUCGCCGACACAGAUGGGAAUACCGGUGCCGACUAAAAGAGUCCCUGUCGAGAAGCCCCCACCCCCGCCGAAAUAUCAACCCCCCAAACCCCGCAUGCACGCCAGACGAGAAGACAUAUUACCAGAGUUGGACAACGAGCCUCCUUUCCCUCCUCGAAUCGACGAAAAUAGUAUAAAGAGGGCUCAGGAUAACUCCCGUAUGGGCAACUACUUCAAUAUCGUCAUCGCACCGCCACCAAUCAAGGCUAUUCAACCCAGGAAACUACUUCAAUCAAAACAUGCUAUGUAAAACAAGGACAAAAGAUUUUACAAUAAACAUUACUUUUAUUUACUUAAA